CAUCAGUGUCGGACACGUAGUGGGAACGAGCAGGUCCCGAUGCACAAGUCACGGCAACCCUGGGCGGAGAUGAAGGCGGACUCCGACUGGCUCUGAUUUUUAAAAGCCCUUUUCAUUCAGGAGGUUGGUUGCCAGUUGUUAUCAAUAUGGCAGAACCGUUAUCCCAAGCACCCACCGAUGCAAAAAUGGCGUCACUUAACCGGGUCCGAGCUUUGGCGAUGAUUUUCUUAACUGUCACUGGCUGCUGUGUCACCCCGACAAGUGGCAAGGAAGGGUCCGAGGAGACCGUCAUCAUAGGGCUCCGACUGGAGGACACGGACGACAUUUCCUUCAUGGAUAAGGGCUACCUGCGGGUGAGUGAGCGCUCUCGGGUAAAAUUAAGAGUGUACGGGCAGAACAUCAACAACGAGACCUGGUCCAAAAUUGCUUUCACGGAACAUGAGCGGAGCCGGGUGAUUGGGAGCAUUGACAGCUCCUCGGGGGAUAACCAGAGCCAGGAGGACUCGUCCGGCUUGCACCCCUGUGGUUUUAGGACUUCGGAUAUAAUGAUAUUGCCCUACAUCAUCCUGAAUCGAAAGACAUCCGGUAUAGUUGAAAUUGAGGUCAAACCUUUGCGAAAGACGGAGAGGAGUAAAACGUAUUACCUUUGCAUCGCCACCUCGACACCAGCCGUGGCCGGGAUGCACGACCCGCGGACGGAGAACACCUGGAUCUACCACGAUGGGGAUGACACCAAAGUGAUAGUGGUGGAGGAGAAAAAGUUUCUGCUGCCUUUCUGGCUCCAGGUCAUCUUCAUCUCCAUGUUGCUUUGCCUGUCCGGUAUGUUCAGCGGGCUGAACCUGGGGCUCAUGGCUCUGGACCCCAUGGAACUCCAGAUAGUGCAGAACUGCGGCACGGAAAGGGAGAAGAAUUACGCCAAAAAAAUAGAGCCGGUCAGGAGCCAAGGGAAUUAUUUGCUAUGCUCUCUUCUGCUCGGGAACGUGUUAGUGAACACCACGCUAACCAUCUUGCUGGAUGAUAUCGCCGGUUCGGGCUUGAUUGCUGUUGUCAUGUCCACCAUCGGUAUAGUCAUUUUUGGGGAAAUUGUGCCACAGGCCAUCUGCUCCAGGCACGGCCUCGCUGUGGGAGCCAACACCAUAUUCCUCACCAAGUUCUUCAUGCUGCUUACCUUCCCUGCGUCCUACCCAGUCAGUAAGCUGCUGGACUACCUGCUCGGACAGGAGAUAGGAACCGUGUACAACAGAGAGAAGCUUCUGGAGAUGCUGCGCGUCACGGACCCCUACAACGAUCUGGUGAAAGAGGAGCUGAACAUCAUCCAGGGCGCGCUGGAGCUCAGGACUAAGACUGUAGAGGACGUGAUGACGCCGCUGAGGGAUUGCUUCAUGAUUCCUGGGGAUGCAACGCUGGACUUCAAUACCAUGUCCGAGAUAAUGAAGAGCGGCUACACGCGCAUCCCCGUUUUCGAGGGCGAGAGGUCCAAUAUAGUGGAUCUGCUCUUGGUCAAGGACCUGGCCUUCGUGGACCCGGAUGAUUGCACUCCGCUCAAAACCAUCACAAAGUUUUACAGCCACCCGUUGCAUUUUGUGUUCAAUGACACCAAGCUUGACGCAAUGCUGGAGGAGUUUAAAAAAGGAAAAUCCCACCUGGCCAUAGUUCAGAGGGUGAACAAUGAAGGUGAGGGAGACCCUUUCUACGAAGUUCUGGGUAUUGUCACCCUGGAGGACGUUAUUGAAGAAAUCAUCAAGUCAGAGAUCCUCGACGAGACUGACCUAUACACUGACAACAAGACAAAGAAGAAAAUCACACAUCGGGAAAGAAAGCAGGAUUUCUCGGCCUUCAAGCCUACCGACAAUGAAAUGAAGGUUAAAAUAUCACCUCAGCUUCUGCUGGCUACCCUGCGUUUCCUAGCAACAGAGGUUGAGCCAUUUGCACCGAUGCAGAUGUCAGAAAAGAUUCUGCUGCGCUUGUUGAAGCAUCCAAAUGUGAUCCAGGAGCUAAAAUACGAUGAUAAGAACAAGCGGGCACCAGAGCACUACCUCUUCCACAGGAACAAACCUGUGGAUUAUUUCAUCCUCAUCCUGCAGGGGAAGGUGGAGGUGGAAGCAGGAAAAGAGGGGAUGAAGUUUGAAGCGGGACCAUUCUCCUUCUAUGGGAUAAUGGCUCUGACAGCCUCACCAGUGCCUCUGUCACUGUCUCGUACAUUUGCAGUCAGUAGGGCUGAGUCAUUAGCAGGAUCUCCAGAGAAUAAAUCUCCUCCACGGCCAUUUGGACUGAAUCACUCCGAUUCUCUGAACAGGAGUGACCGUAUAGAUGCCAUCACCCCGACUCUGGGCAACAGCAACAACCAGCUCAACUCCUUCCUGCAUAUAUAUGUGCCUGAUUAUUCUGUCAGAGCACGCUCAGACCUGCAGUAUAUAAAGGUGACGCGACAACAGUACCAGAACGCUGUGAUGGCGUCGCGGAUGGACAAGACUCCGCAGUCGACAGACAGUGAGUUCACUAAGAUCGAACUCACGCUAACAGAGCUCCACGAUGGAGUGGAGAACCCAGCUGUGGUCACCGCCACGGCUACCACCACUAUCACCACCCCUGUUGUGGCCUUUGCCGUGGCCAACGAAACGUCCCACCUGCUCAACCAGCAGCAGAACUGUGUGGGUCUUAGCAGGAGCAACCACUCCUCCCACAAUGAGGGACCCAUCUAGCCCCGCCGAGCCCGGUGGAGACCCAGACCCUCCACCCUGUCUUGUGGAAACACACACACACACACAGUGAUGUAGAUGAAGAUGAGGGAACGUGGGGAAGCGGAGGCAGGUGGAGUGAGGGUUCUGCUCCAAUCAGUAGCCCCCAGUCAGUCAGGCAGUGAGACCCUUUCAUGAAGGGGCUAUGGGGAAGAUGGGUGCUGUGUCACCCUGAACACCCCCACCUGAACCCUGUCAGAAUCCCUGCUGUACUACACCCUCUUCCGGAGGGUGCACUCGGACAGUACCGUGUUACUGAGCUUCGUUUUUUUGGGACAAUCGGACACUGUCAAAGCGGUAUCUUGAACAGAGUGCAUACACGCACGCACACACACAUAACACAGCACUUGCUGUACUUGCUCCUCAGGCCAAAGACUUUGGUCCCCCCCCCCCCCUUUCGUACACUGUUUAUGCACACAUACACUCUCAAACACAUUCACAAUCAUGCACAGAAGGAAAUGCAACUCCCCCACCGGUGCAUCUUUCAGGGAGGCUCAGUCAACUGUUGAUCCCAUCAGCAAGGGCUCAAACCCAAACAUGCAGAGAGGUUAGUCAAAGACUGCACCAAAAACCGCUUUGGAAGAAACCGUUAAACCACGAACCAAGAAUGUUUUCCUGUAUUUAUUUAUUUUAUAAUAUUGUAUGUAUAUAUGUUUGCGUGAAGAUAUGAUAUAUAUAUUAAGAAAACUGGCAUAUGAGCAUGCAUUAGUGUGCUACAGAAGUAGAAUAUGCUACAUAUAUGGGGAUGAACAUCCAUUCUUGUAUAGUGCAUUCAGAAAGAUUUCACAGUCUUUGAAGUUUUGUUGUUUUGAAGAUUUUUAAAGUAGAUUUUUUUUUCUGACAGUCUACACAUAACAAUACACCGUGAAGAAAAAUCAAGAACAGGUUACUGAGGUGCUAUGUAAAUUAAUUGCAAAUAACACUCAAAUAUUCCAGGAUAUCAGUAUUCAGAUACCUUACCUAGUACUUUCCUUAGAACAUUGCAGAGCUUUGGUGUGCACCAACUAUCAGGUCUGUCCAGAGGUGCUGUAUUGGGAUCAGGUCCUGACUUUAGUUGGGCCACUCUACAAAUCCACUACUAUAUGUUACUGAGAUUCUGAGCUCUCUGUAAAAGUUUUUCACUCAGGACUGCACUGGAUAUAAUUCUGCAUCCAUCUUUCCACAUAUCUUUACUAGCCUCCCAAUCUGUGUCACAGAAAAGAGCUUCCCCAGAGCACGUGUUUGACUGCAGGAAUAGCAUUAACGAUUGUUGCCCAAUAAUUGUGUGUCUUGUGGUCUGAGAUCUUGUCAG
This is a messenger RNA of Maylandia zebra (zebra mbuna), 4029 nucleotides long. It is a transcript of the gene cnnm2b, whose product is annotated as cyclin and CBS domain divalent metal cation transport mediator 2b. Gene Ontology annotation, molecular function: magnesium ion transmembrane transporter activity. NCBI's taxonomy places the organism in Eukaryota, Metazoa, Chordata, Actinopteri, Cichliformes, Cichlidae. Gene Ontology annotation, biological process: magnesium ion homeostasis; transport. Gene Ontology annotation, cellular component: plasma membrane. The record is from RefSeq and is a predicted model, not a curated record.